Andrographis paniculata is the source of this 1039-nucleotide messenger RNA. Its product is annotated as glutaredoxin-C11-like. The transcript has a single exon. The record is from RefSeq and is a predicted model, not a curated record. The coding region runs from base 317 to 619 and encodes 100 amino acids. Lineage: Eukaryota; Viridiplantae; Streptophyta; Magnoliopsida; Lamiales; Acanthaceae.
CAAAAAAAGAAAAAAACAUGACAUUUUUGGAUUAGAUCCAAUUAUCAAAAUACAUCUUGAUAGGAACUAACAUGCAUGCCUCUUGAUCGAUAUAUAUAUUCCCAUGGAUCGAUUUUUCUUUUUCUUUUUCUAUUUUUUUUUCAAAAAGAAAAAAAUCUAGAUGAAUAUUAUCUAGCUCCACUCUCGAUAUCUCUAUAAAUAACAAACCCUCUUAUCAUGCAUAUCAUAUCGAUCAAACCCUCAAAACAAUUAUAUUACACAAUACAUCAUCAACACAACUAACAACUCCUCUUUUAUUGAUCAUCAUCAUAUAUAAAUGGACAGAAUAAGGGAUUUAGCAUCGAAGAAGGCGGCGGUGAUCUUCACGAAAAGCACGUGCUGCAUGUGCCACAGCAUCAAGGCAUUGUUCUACGAGCUCGGGGCGAGCCCUGCGGUCCACGACAUCGACGACGAUCCAGAAAUGGAGUUGGCCUUAAGAUCAGGCCUUGGCUGCACCCCAACAGUCCCUGCAGUGUUCAUCGGUGGCCAAUUUGUGGGAUCAGCCAAGGACAUCAUAUCCCUCCAUCUUGAUGGAUCUUUGAAGCAGAGCCUCAUUCAUGCCAAGGCCAUCUGGUUCUAAUUGAUUCUAUACAUAUAUAUAUAUAUAUAUAUUAGGGUUUGGGGGAAGCUUGUCAUCAACUGUAAUUAAUUAACUAAAAGGGCUUCCUCCUCCUUCUUCUUGAUUUGAUUUUGGAAAAGUUUGUUGUAACUAAUUAUUAUCAUGUCAGCUCAAGUCUGCUUUUGGUGACUGACUUGUGCUGAUUAAUGAUCAGUGCUCUUCUCUUAUGUUGUGUUAAUGGACAAAAUUUCACUGUUUUGUCAUACUUUUUUUUCUUUUAAUCUGCUAUGGGCCUACAAAAAUUGAAAGAUGUUGGGCCUAUUUUGAUCCAUAUAUGGGCUUUGUAAUUGGGCCGGAUCUUCAUACAGCUGUCUGCCAAUUAAGCCCAAAGGCCCACAUAAAAUGGGCUUUAAUUAGUAGUAUAAGGCCUUGUUGGACUAA